Physeter macrocephalus (sperm whale) is the source of this 4710-nucleotide messenger RNA. It is a transcript of the gene CCDC187, whose product is annotated as coiled-coil domain containing 187. The record is from RefSeq and is a predicted model, not a curated record. Gene Ontology annotation, biological process: microtubule anchoring. Gene Ontology annotation, molecular function: microtubule binding. NCBI's taxonomy places the organism in Eukaryota, Metazoa, Chordata, Mammalia, Artiodactyla, Physeteridae. Gene Ontology annotation, cellular component: centrosome.
AUGGGGCCGGAGGCGCCGAGGGCCGGGGGCCGCGCACCCCACGCUCGCGCCGCCCCGCGCCGCCCCGCGGUCCGCUCUCCGCUGUCCACCGCCCGCCAGUCGUCCGGUCUGGGCGAGGCCUUGCUCUCGGCUUUGGCCGCGGCCGCCGGCUGGCCCCUGCAGGCCUUGGCCCCUGAGCACUGGAUGCUCAUCACCUGUGUGCCACCUGCCACACCGGGGCUGUGGUCGCAGAACCUGGAGGACACCUGGUCCCCGGGACACCCACUCAGCCCUGCGGGAGCCCCCCACACCUGCCUGAAGACCCUGCCCCCCGCCAGGUGUGGAGGAGAUGCGGGCAAUGCCAGCCUGCCUGCCGGGGGCCCUUUCCCGCUCCGGGUCGCCCUCCACGCUGGCGGCCUUCUGCGUCACCGGGGAAAUGGCCAGAGCACAUCCCUAGGCCACAGCAGCAUCGCGCCCCUGAUGAGCCGGGUCCUUGGGAUGCGUGUGACUCAGGGCAGGGAGUCGGACACAGCCCCGGACAGACCUGCGGUGCCAGAUACCUCCUGGCUCACGGCGGCCGAGGCGGCCCAGGCAGGGGUGCAGAGCUCCAGCGUUACACCCGCCGACCGCAGGGGUCGGCGCCCUGCGGACCCUCUGGCCCAGGGUCCCAGCCACCUCCAGCGUGGUCUUUCUUGGAGGGUCCAGCUCCAGUCCGAGGUGACCUUUCCAGCCCCUGUGCCCCCUGGGCCCCGGCUGCCUUGUGGCUUCUGGGCGAGGUCUGCCGCGCUGGAGACUCUCGGCGUGGCCGGGGCUGGCGUGGGUGUGGCCCCCGCGGGGCCGCUGCUUCCCCAGGGCUGCGUCUGGCAGGUGGCUGGCAGCAGCCAGCCCGGCCGCUUCGCACGCACGGUGCAGCCGGCGGCGGGUGUGGCGGAUGGAGGACACAGGCCGCUCCGUUUGCUCUUCGUGCAGCCCCUCCCAGCCGAGAGGCCCGUCCCCUGUGACCCCUCUCAGACCUGGCCGAGCUUGGCGCGGCCCCGGGGACCCACGGGUGCUGCCUCUCCCGGCCCUGGGGGUGUGGCGGCCGCGAAGACCCCCGACCCCCGGCCUCUGACCCUGCCCGGCCCCGGACACGAGGCUGGGGCUGAGCGCGAGGAGCGGGGCCGCACUCCUUCCCCAGGACCGUGGGCGGCACAGCUGAGACGGGAUGGCCACGCCUCCCCCUGCCCCGACCGUGCCGGGGGUCGCGAAGCCAGGGGCAUCUGCACACAGGCCUCCCCCAUCCCCCAGCGGCCCCCCCAAGGGACAGAGGGACGGGGCCCCGCUCACCGGGAGGUGAGGGGACUUUCUCAGAGAGUGGCGUCAGGCCGGCACGGCCCAGGGAGGAUAUCAGGGCGGGGAGCCGCGUGCGCCACACCCGCUGGAGGGGCCUCGGUCCUCGGGGGCCUGCGGCUCUGGGCUCAGCUGCGACGCUGCCAGGUGGGCGAGCCCGCACGGGGGCUGCUCCUCGCCCCCGGCUGUGGCCCCUGCCCAGCAGCCUUCUCCGAGCCCCGCGGAAGGCGAGCCAGGCGGGCGCUGACACUGCCGCCCGCGGCCACCCAGCUGCAGCCCAGAGCCAAGCCCAGGGGCCGCUGCAGCCGGGCAGGGGCGACCGGAGCUGGGGCCCUGGGCAGGGAGGCCGCUGGCCUCUGGGGCCGCGUGGGGGCCGCCCUGGUCAUUCCCUAUGUCGCCGCCCCACCCCCCAGGGGAGCGGAAGCUGCCUGCAGCUCUCCUGGCGGGGCCGCCUUCCUGUGCGGCCCCAGAAACACACGGGUGGGACCUGCUCCGCUUCAGCCUCGCUGAGCCAGGUGCCCAGCGGAGCGGGCCAGCCCAGGCAGGGCGGGGCUCCAGGCCAGGAGGACGGGGCAGAGCCGGAGCGGUCGCCGUGCUGCCGGCCGGGGGACCUGGCCGCAGAGGGAAGACAGGCUCCAUCUACCUGCAGCUGAGGAUGAAGUCAUGGCUGCUGUGAGGUGGCCUGAGCCCUCCCAGCAGGCAGGCGCCCAGCGGGGAUCUCCCCUCGUGGCCUCGUCUGACUACCCGGAGGAGCCCGGCCCCCGGGGCAAGGCCUGCAGCCUCCUGGUGUGGUUGACAGAUGAGGAGGCCAGGGGUGGGGACAGCUCGGUGUCAUCGGGCCGCCUCUCUGGCUCCUCGGGGGGCCAUGAGUCAUGCACACCUCCCCACGGGACCGGGAAGGCGAGGACCCCCCAGGUGCUGGGGCCCCCGCCGCAGCCCAGGGAGCGCACUCCCCGGCUGGAGCAGCUGAGGGACAAGAUCCGGGCCCAGGCACAGUGGCAGGCGAGCUGCACCUCCCUGGCCACCUCGGCGCCCGCCAGCGCCUCAUAUCUCUACAAAGCCCCCACGCCAGCCCCCCGGAGGAAGGCCCGAAAGCCGACAAACGCCGCUCCAGCCCUGGCCUACCCAGGCAUCCUGAGUGGGGCUGAAAGUGGAGUCGAAGACAAGGCAACACCUGGCCAGGGGCGUGAGGCCUCCAGGGUCUCCCAGCGGCAGGCCUCAGUUCCACGGGAAAAAACCAAAAGGAUGAAAGGUAGUUCUUGCAAGAGAGAGAAGACCCCCAAGCUGCCCGCCCCUAGGAGAGCUGCCAAAGACACAGGACACGGCAAGAUGUUUGGAGCUGGUGAGAGUUCCCCCGUCCGCCCCCAGCCGCCUAGAUCAACCUCUGUCGGCAGUGACCCGCAGGUGUCAGCCAAUGCUCCCCACCUGGCUUCCUGCCAUGGGCCCGUGAACAUCCAGGCUGCGAUGGCCGUCCUUCGAGACCUCCGCCAGCAGAUCCAGGCCAGGCUGUGGCUGGCCCAGGACGGCCACCCAAGGCGAGGGCUGGAGCUGAGGGACCUGGCAGGGAGGAGGCGGCAGAGCCCCUGGAAGCCCCCAGACUUGCGGGGCUCCCGGAAGAGCCCUCGGGCCGUGACGGAGGGGGCGCCUGCCUCCGAGAGGGCUGGGAGCCUGCCCGCGGCGCCAAGCUGGAGCGCCGCGGCCAGGCGGGAGUCCUGUCCACGGAGGACCCGGGCGGCCCAAGGACGAGGUCCCUCCUUCCGGGGGCCCGGGAGCCCCACGGAAAGGCUGAACUCCUUCCCUCAGCGGCCCUGGAGCACCUCGGCCAGGCGGGCCUCCUGUCCACAGAGGACCUGGGCCCCCCAAGGACGGGACCGCUCCUUCCGGAGGCCCGGGAGCCCCCCUGAAAGAUGGGGCCCCUUCCUGCAGCGGCCCCGCAGCACCUCGUCCGGGCAGGCCUGGGGUCUGCAGAGGGCCUGGACCGCCUGUGAAGACCGGGAGGCCCCUGCCCGAAGGCCAUGGAGCCCUCUGGAAAGGCCGAGCCCUCCCACCUGGCGGCCCUGGAGCGCCGCCUUCACGCAGGGGGCCAGCCCCCUGUGCCAGGGCAGGGGUCCACUGCUGACCCCCUCAGGGGCAAAGCUCGCCUGGCCAAGGCCCAGCCAGGGUGCCCUUUGGAACAUGCCUGGGAAGGAGAAUGAGGGGCGACCCCCGCCGCCCUGCCCGAAGCCCCGGGGGCCCCUGGGCCCCCUCCACGGCUCCGAGUCCCUGCGAGAGGUCAUGCGCCAGAAGACGGAGGCCUGGCGGCAGCAGGCCCUAAAGAAAAAGGCCUCCGCCACGCCAGCGCUGGAGCUCAGAAACCAGAGGCUGCAGGGCGUCUACAGGAAGCAGGGGGAGGCCGUCCCCGUGGUCUCCCAGACGACGCCGGGCAUCGUGACCUUCGUCCCGCACUCUGCACAGUCCAGGGGCCUGGAAGGCGCCGGGGGCCCAGGAGCGCCUGUGCGGCAGUGGAGCAGGGUGACUUCCGGCACGGUGCUGGGGGACCAGGAGGCCCCGGGCAGCUUCUGCCUGUGUUUGAACGGAGCCUUGAACCCGGCCGAGACUCUGCAGGUGGGAGGCCCCCGAGAUGGCUGGGAGGGCGCCCCGCUGCUGACGUCGGCCAGGUCUCCCCUGGGCCCCGUGCAACUCCAGGACCUGACCACCCACUACCCAAGCCCGGGGCUGUGCCUCUACCUGGACCCUGAGGAGUCCAAGCGCCUGGGCACGCCGGGGCCCCUGCACUUCCAGUACAAGCAGGCCCGGCUGCAGGCCCUGGAGACCAGGGCCAACAUCCUGAAGCGGCGAAUCGACGUCCUGACCGACAGCCUGGGCAGGUCCGAGGCGCCGGACGCGCCGGGGGGGCCCGUGCCAGGCCCGCCGCCCUCGAGCUCCAGCACACCAGCCUGCCCCGGAGCCCUGGCGUCCACUGUGGGCGGAGGGGCACCCUGGGACUGGGUGGGCACGCGGGCCAGGCCGCUUCUCUCUGCCACCUGCUCCCCGGACACUGAGACGCCGCCCUGGAGCCCCGGCUGGGAACGGCUGCAGAGCGUGAGCCCAAGGGGCCACCAGGCCAGCAAGCCCCAAGGUUUCGUGGAGGAUGGGUGCUCGGAGCUGGACGAGAGACAGGCGAGAAACGUGGCUUCCUUCCAGGCCCUCAGCCCCUUCGCAGGGAGCUCACUCGGGGCGCCAGCCGCGCCAGACCCCCGCUGCGGCUCCCUGCGGCUGGAAGAGAGGCGGUCGGCCAGAGGGGCGGGCUUGCUCGCGCCCUGGACCCUCCGGAGCCGUGGUAAGGGCGAGCCUGUGGACAGGCCCUGGGCUGGCUGGUCGGGUGGCCAGGGAGGUCCGCUGGGGACCCCCUCCACCGCCUGA